Molecule: messenger RNA, 1590 nt
Organism: Kockovaella imperatae
Lineage: Eukaryota; Fungi; Basidiomycota; Tremellomycetes; Tremellales; Cuniculitremaceae
Exons: 3
Coding region: 1-1590 (529 amino acids)
Source: RefSeq, a predicted model, not a curated record
AUGUUUGGCAGGGGUCCCAGAGGAACAUCAGAUACUGGACAGAAGUCUGAAGAUCAGCAGAAAUUUGAGAACUGUGAUACCUUCAGGGCGAUAGCUUUGAAAAGAAGGCCGCUCCUUGAGAUGCUUGAGGUCGCCACGGACUCUCAUCGUCGGCUAUAUCAACUGCCUCCAGCUCAUCCAUCUCUGCCGCCGAAACCUAUUGUAACCCCUAGAUGGAGCCUGCCAACCUCUACCCUAUCUCACCGAUUCACCAUUCGUCCGCCUGGCAAUCCUCCUGGUCAACGUCGAGUCUCUGAUGGAGACCCACGUUCCUCCAGCACAAUGUAUGAUGGGCUAUCGGCUAAAGUCGACGAGCGACUCAUUUCAGGUCUCUUCAAAGACCUUGAAACCAAGAUUGAGAAUGUCGGACUAGCCGGAGGGUACAAGUGGAUCGCUUAUGAAUCUGGGGACAACUCCGAUCAUAUCAUCGCCAUUCCAGGACUACCGGACGUUUGGAAAGGCGAAGAAUAUGCUGUCAAUCAGGUUCCAAGCGAUUCUCUUCUCAAGGGUAAUUUGGAGUGGCCAGAUUAUAACGGUGCAUCUACACCGCCUGGGGUGUCUCCACACGACCCUGCCUUUCUGUCUCUCCUCCGCCCAGAGGUCUUGAAAGGUGUGCAGAUCAUUACGGCUCGAAACAACCUCAACAAGCUACUAUCGGCCUGUUCUUGUGAUUUAGACAUCUCUGGCGAAUCGAGCUGGAAGUCACCUAGGUUCAAGGCCAAUCACAUCUGGCGUAUCGAAGCAUGGGUCGUCCCAGGUACUUCUCUUGUCCUUUUCGAUCGUUGGCAGCCACCGUCUCAGAGUAAACCACAAUUACCUGCGACUCAUCAUCUGGCAUAUCACGAAGCGACCACCGUAAAGCUCCCAAUCGGGUCUGACAGGACAUCAGGAUGUCAUCGAUUGAUCUCGUACGACUUUGGAGGGAUACAGAUGAUCGUCAAAUGUGAUGUCGAUGCGGCUCUCCCGUGGCCGGGUCUAGACCAAUCGGCCUCGACGGAGUAUGACACGGCGAGCCUGUCGGUCACCCGAGGGACUGACGAGGAGGAGGAAGAGGAGGAGGAGGAGGAGGAGGAUGAUGAUGAUGACGAUGAUGACGACGACGACGAUGUGGACGAUGCGAGAUCUGACAUUUCGAUGCUAUCGGAUGUCUCGGUUAAUGCGACGGCAGGCACUAAUGGGUCAAACAUCCCUAGACGGACCAACAGGACAAUCAGAUCGAUGAUCGGUUCUCUAGAUGCGAUCUCUCGGAUGACUGAAUCAGAGUACGACACGCCGCUUCAUCGAAUCACAUCUACAGGUCUAAAAGUUACAGCAGAGACUAUCCCUCAUCCACCUCACGAUCAUCUCGUGUCGAUCAAGACUCGAGAAGAUCAUGGAAAGGGGAACAUACGAGGUAUCAACAACCUCGAUGCGAUUUUCGCCAAUGUCUACUGGGCUCAGAUCCCAAAUCUCCUCAUUGCACGGCACGUAGAUGGCGACUUUUCCGUGUCGCGUCCGAUAUAUCUCCACUUGGGUCAAGGUCUCCUAAAGGACCUCGAAGAUUUCCAUUGA